This is a messenger RNA of Punctularia strigosozonata HHB-11173 SS5, 1559 nucleotides long. RefSeq names its product DnaJ-domain-containing protein. Lineage: Eukaryota; Fungi; Basidiomycota; Agaricomycetes; Corticiales; Punctulariaceae. Gene Ontology annotation, cellular component: cytoplasm. Gene Ontology annotation, biological process: protein refolding; response to heat. The coding region runs from base 41 to 1411 and encodes 456 amino acids. The transcript has 12 exons. Gene Ontology annotation, molecular function: Hsp70 protein binding; ATP binding. The record is from RefSeq and is a predicted model, not a curated record.
CCGACAACACCCUCUCGCCUUCUUAUUCCUCAAGCCCAACAUGCCGGUGGAAACCGAGCUGUAUGAGCUUCUGGGCGUGUCCGUCACGGCUACGGAAGCGGAGAUCAGGAAGGCGUACCGGAACAAGGCUAUGAAGCACCAUCCUGUCAAGAAUCCGGAUGACCCGAACGCAAGCCAGAAGUUCCAGGAGAUGGCGGCCGCCUACGAAAUCCUCAGCGAUCCCCAGUCACGAGAAGCGUACGACAUGUACGGCAUGGAGGGCAUGGCGCGCGGCGGGGGAGGAGGCGGAGGCGGCAUGGACAUGGACGACAUCUUCGCGACCUUUUUCGGCGGCGGCGGCGGCGGUGGCGGCGGCCCCGGGAUGCACUUCGGGUUCGACUUUGGCUCCUCCUCCGGCGGGCCGAGGCGGCGGAAGGGCGAGGACACGACGAUCCCGUACUCGGUCACGCUCGAGGACCUGUACAACGGCAAGUCGGUGAAGAUGAACAUGGAGAAGGAGGUCGUGUGCGGGGUGUGCCACGGGUCGGGCGCGAAGGGGAACGCGAAGCCGAAAAAGUGCGCCAAGUGCGAGGGCAAGGGAUGGACGUAUAUCCACACUCAGGUUGGCCCGAGGCAGAUGGCGACGAUGCGGGCGGCGUGCUCGGAGUGCCACGGCGAGGGCGAGAAGAUACGCGAGAAGGAAAGAUGUAAGAAGUGCAAGGGCGAGAAGACCGUGAAGGAGAAGACGCGGCAGGAGAUCCAGAUCGAACGGGGCAUGCCCGAUCGACACCGGAUAGUUCUCGCCGGCGCCGGCGAUCAGCAGCCGGGCGUCCCGCCGGGCGACGUCAUCUUCGCCCUGCGGACGGAGCCGCACGCGGCGUUCGAGCGCUCGGGCAAGGACCUGCUCGCGCGCGUGAAGAUCACGCUGUCCGAGGCGCUCCUCGGGUUCUCGCGCAUCCUGCUCACGCACCUCGACGGGCGCGGGAUCCGGGUGGCGUCCCCGCCGGGGACGGUCGUCCGGCCGAACGAGACGAUCGUGCUCCGGGGCGAGGGCAUGCCGACGUUCAAGCACCCCGAGUUGAAGGGCGACCUGUUCGUCGUGCUCGAGAUCGAGAUGCCGGGUCCGGAGUGGCUGGCGAGGGUCGAUCGCGAGGCGCUCGCGGGGCUGCUGCCGCCCAAGAAGACGGAGCUGGAGCCGCGGCCGGCGGUGGUGGACGAGGCCGAGUACGAGCAGACGGAGCUUGCCGAUGUGCGUGGCCGUUCCUUCCCAGCCGGUUCCGACUUUUUCUCAAGCCACCCGCAUGGUUAUGGCGGCUAUCCGGGACAGUUCGGCGACGGGGGGGACGAGGAGGACUGGGUGGACGAGGACGAGGAGGACGAGGAGGACGAGGACGGGAUGGGCGGAGCCGAGCCCGAGUGUAGGAACCAGUAAUAGCCGGGGUUUCCCGUGUUACCUGACGUGUCGCGGAGGGCGGAUGGAGGGAAGUGUGGAGGGUGUUUGCUCUUUUUGUUUUUGUUUUUUUGUUUCACCUUUGCCGACGAUGCCUAGCUACACGUAAUACUUUGCAUAAUAUAAUACG